AUGGCAAACUCUCAAUCGGACUAUGAGAUCUCAAUUGGCAACCUCACCUACACUCAUACCUCGGUUGGUCUGCCUUCCCUCUCCAAUGUGUCCAUGUACCUUCCAAAAGGCUCGCGCACGAUCCUGGUUGGCGCGAACGGAGCUGGAAAAUCGACAUUGCUUCAGAUCCUCGCGGGGAAGCGGCUCAUCCUCAACGAAGGCACCCAUGUCCACAUCAAAGGGAGAGACGUCUUUCGUAACUCUCCCCCAGGUGUUACGUUCCUGGGUACGGAGUGGGCAAUGAAUCCAGUAGUUCGCAGCGACAUCGUCGUGAACGACUUCCUCAAUUCCGUGGGAGGCUGGCGUCACAAAGAGCGCCGUGACCGCCUUCUUGACAUUUUGGACGUCGACUUGGAUUGGCAUAUGCACGCCAUAUCUGACGGCGAGCGGCGACGAGUGCAACUCGUAAUGGGGCUAAUGUCGGAUUGGGACGUACUUUUGCUCGACGAGGUCACUGUGGAUCUCGACGUACUAGUCAGGGAUGACCUCUUGAAAUUCUUACGAACCGAUAGCCAGACGCGCGGCGCGACAAUCCUAUAUGCCACACAUAUAUUUGACGGUCUGAAUGAUUUCCCCACCCACGUCGCGCACAUGCACCUGGGAACUUUCCUUUCGCAGCCAGCGCCAUGGCCUAUGACGCCCGAAGCAGCCUCGCAGGUCGUCUUGGUUGAUCUGGGAUCGAAUCCAACUCUGUACAAACUAGCUUUGCAGUGGCUAAGGGAAGACCGGGAUCGCAGACGUCUGCUUGAGAGCGAGGGCCGUAAAACGCGCGGGGCGCGCCAAGAUGCAGUGCCUUCGGAUUCAGAGACAUUUUACAGAAACACCUGCACAGAGUGCCCGACUCCCUACUGCGUGCCCAAUGCUUCUACUAGCACCAGUUCAUCUAGUGUAAGCUCAGGCGCAGUCGCUGGGGCUGUGGUUGCUUCCAUCGUCUUCCUCGUCAUCGCCAUCGGCGCUUUCUGGUUUUAUCGUAGGCGUCAACGCCACCGUCGGGCGGCCGCUGUUGCCCAGGACGCCAAGCCCGAUGUCCCAGCCCGCGCAGAGGAUGUUCUUAAUCGGCCAGACCCCAAUGAGAAGUCAGAGUCCGAGCACGAAGAGAGCACCCUCCGAAUUUAUCCCGGUACGAAUGGCGGCACCAUCAACCUCGAUCCUGAGUCACAGCAUGGUUCUACCACGUAUGAUGGCCACUCUCGUUGUGAAUCCGAUCACUCGAAUCCGUUUGGCGAUAACCAUUCAAUCCAAACGACUUCUACAGGCACGCACUCCAACGUCAUUCCGAUCGCCCUCGUGCCUCCCGCGUCGCUCGCUGGGGCGUCGCAGCAAAGCAACGUGUCGUCCACACAGACAACCAAUGGCUCUUCCGCCUCAGGACCCGUUCGACCCGUUCGUGCGCCGGAUCUCGAUCUCACAAUGGACAAUCCGAACGCAGAUGCAGAGUCACAGUUGUCGGACCUACCUGCCCCUAACAACCGCGCCUCUUAUCUGUCUACGGGUAGUUUUGCAAGCGAUGUCCUCAGCGAAGCUCCUGUUAUCGUUACCCCGGCGCGUGGUAUCGUCAAGCAGCAGGUUGUUGGACUAGUCAAGGCAGAGGUCAUCCGAACGUCUCCGGGUGACAGCCUUCGUGCCCCUGCAAACCGUCCUCCUGUGCGUUCUCCUUUGGCGGGCUCAAGCUUCGGCCCUGCGGAUGUUGUGCACGAGGCGGUGGAGGAGGAGCAGGAUAUUGCUAUGCGAGGCAACCCCUUCUCGGACGAGCACGCACAGAGGUCGCCUGCGCCUUCGUCAGCGACUUUUGGCUCUGUCGUGGCUAGCCCCAGUCAAUAUUCAGAAGCGCCAUCUACCCAGCUCGCCGAAGAAAGCGGUGGCGUCGACCGACCGUUGAGCACGUAUACUCAAGCUGCCUCUAUCGUCGGGUCUGUCAUUAGCGCCAGCGUCGGCAGUGCAACUCGUGUGCAUCUUGGGCUCAACCAGUAUGGUGGGCUCCCCACCGGCCCCAUGCCACAAACGGCCUCCAGCGGCGUGCUCAACUCUCCUCGUAGUCCGUAUCGGUUGACAAGCGCUAGGCUAGUAAAUGCAGCGCCUGCGGGAAAUAACGGUGGCGCACUGGAGCAGCAACAGCACCUUGCGAUGCAGGAAAUCGAUGGUCAGGGGAAAAGGUUGUCGUUCUCUUCCGUUGUCUCGUCUACGUCGACGCGUGCAGACUCUAUCCUCGAGGGCUUCCAUUUCGUACCUCCGUCGCCGAUAUCGAACCGACCCAUCCGCACUCCCCCUCGCUCGCCCUUGGCGCAACAAUCUUUCGGGACUAAUAACGGCAAUAGUGGUGGUGCUUCUCAGCCCGCUCCAUCUCAAGAAACUUCUGCACUGAGGAGCGUUAGCAGGGACCCAGAAUUGGCAUCUCCCCCACCUGCAAAACCAUUUUCUCGGAAGUCGCAUGCGUUGUCCAUUGCUUCUCAGUCCUCGACGCUGUCGAAUGGACUCGGCUCCUUCCCUUUCCAGAUUGAUUCCGGAACUGGUAGCGAUAAUGCGGCUAGCACGUCUCCCCCGUCAUCCUUUAUGGGCCGCCAGCGAGCUAGCCUGGAUACACUCGCGUUAACGAGUGACUUGUCGUCGUAUCCGUUAAAUUUCGACCGCCAGACUCCACCCCCGCCACUGCCACGACCCUAA
Messenger RNA from Fibroporia radiculosa, 2700 nucleotides. RefSeq lists its product as uncharacterized. The record is from RefSeq and is a predicted model, not a curated record. The transcript is spliced from 6 exons. Gene Ontology annotation, molecular function: ATP hydrolysis activity; ATP binding. Bases 1 to 2700 code for a protein of 899 amino acids. Lineage: Eukaryota; Fungi; Basidiomycota; Agaricomycetes; Polyporales; Fibroporiaceae.